Messenger RNA from Capra hircus (goat), 3103 nucleotides. Its product is annotated as multiple epidermal growth factor-like domains protein 6. The record is from RefSeq and is a predicted model, not a curated record. Lineage: Eukaryota; Metazoa; Chordata; Mammalia; Artiodactyla; Bovidae. The coding region runs from base 96 to 2813 and encodes 905 amino acids. Gene Ontology annotation, molecular function: calcium ion binding. The transcript is spliced from 18 exons.
CGCGCCCGACCAGAGCCGCUCCAGCGGCGCCGGGCGGAGCGGAGCGGGGAGACCCGAGUGCGCGCUGCCCGGAGCCGGGAGGGAGCGGAUGGGCCAUGGAGGCGCCGUGGAGGCGCGGCGGGCUGGCGGCUCUCUGGUACCUCGGGCUGCUGGCGAGCCUGGCGCGCGUCGCGGGCACGCACUACCGCUACCUGUGGAGGGGCUGCUACCCGUGCCAUCUGGGCCAGGCUGGCUACCCCGUGAACGCCGGCGACCCGAGGCCAGACGUGGACGAGUGCCAGGGGCACAACGGCGGCUGCCAGCACCGGUGUGUGAACACCCCAGGCUCCUACUUCUGCGAGUGCAAGCCUGGCUUCCGUCUCCACGCGGACGGCAGGACCUGCCUGGCCAUCAACUCCUGCACCGUGGGCAAUGGUGGCUGCCAGCACAACUGCGUCCAGCUCACAGUGACCCAGCACCGCUGCCAAUGCCGGCCUGAGUUCCAGCUCCAGGAGGAUGGCAGGCGCUGCGUCCGGAGAAACCCGUGCGCGGACAGGAACGGCGGCUGCAUGCACAGGUGCCGGGCGCUCCGGGGCCUUGCCCACUGUGAGUGCCACGCAGGCUACCAGCUGGCAGUGGACCGCAAGGCCUGCGAAGAUGUGGAUGAAUGUGUCACAGGCCUGGCCCAGUGUGCGCAUGGCUGCCUCAACACGCACGGCUCCUUCAAGUGUGUGUGCAAUGCGGGCUACGAGCUGGGUGCUGAUGGCCGGCAGUGCUACCGGAUCGAGAUGGAGAUCGUGAACAGCUGUGAGGCGGACAACGGCGGCUGCUCCCAUGGCUGCAGCCACAGCAGUGCGGGCCCCAUCUGCACCUGCCCCCGUGGCUACGAGCUGGACGAGGACCAGAGGACAUGUAUCGACGUCGACGACUGUGCCGCCUCCCCGUGCUGCCAGCAGGUUUGCACCAACAGCCCCGGCGGCUACGAGUGCAGCUGCUAUGCCGGCUACCGGCUCAGUGCGGAUGGCUGCGGGUGUGAGGAUGUGGACGAGUGUGCCUCCGGCCACGGCGGCUGCGAACACCACUGUGCUAACCUGGCCGGCUCCUUCCAGUGUUCCUGUGAGGCCGGCUACCAGCUGGACGAGGACCGCAGGGGUUGCACCUCCCUGGAGCUGCCCGAGCUGGUCCUGGACGGCCACCUGCCCCUCGGGCGGCCCCCUCUGCACAUUGCGGUGCUCCAGGAUGAGCUGCCCCCUCUCUUCCAAGACGACUACGCCGGGGCUGCGGAGGAAGAGGCUGAGGCACGGGGUGAACACACACUGCAGGAAAAGUAUGUCUGCCUGGACAACACCUUUGGCCCAGACUGCAGCUUGACUUGUGAUGACUGCAGGAAUGGGGGAACCUGCCUCCCCAGCCUGGACAGCUGUGACUGCCCUGAUGGCUGGACCGGGCUCGUCUGCAAUGAGACUUGUCCUCCGGACACCUUUGGAAAGAACUGCAGCUUCUCCUGCAGCUGUCAGAAUGGCGGGACCUGUGACCCUGUGACGGGGGCCUGCCGCUGCCCCCCAGGGGUCAGUGGAGCCCACUGUGAGGACGGCUGCCCCAAAGGCUUCUAUGGCAAGCACUGCCGUAAGAAGUGCCACUGUGCCAGCCGGGGCCGCUGCCACCGCCUCUACGGGGCCUGCCUCUGUGACCCGGGGCUCUACGGCCGCUUCUGCCACCUGGCCUGCCCGCCGUGGGCCUUUGGGCCAGGCUGCUCAGAGGAGUGCAAGUGUGAGCAGCAGAAUACACGUGCGUGCGAUAAGAGGGAUGGCAGCUGUGCCUGCAAGGCGGGCUUUGGGGGCGAGUGGUGCCAGGACGAGUGCCAGCCGGGCUUCUUUGGGCCAGGGUGCCGGCAGGCAUGCACCUGCCCCCCAGGCGUGGCCUGCGACCCUGUCAGCGGCGAGUGUGGGAAGCAGUGUCCCGCUGGCUACCACGGGGAGGACUGCAGCCAAGAGUGCCCGGCAGAGACGUUUGGCCAGAACUGCUCAGGCUCCUGCUCCUGUGGGGGCGCCCCCUGCGACCGGGUCACAGGGCAGUGUCUGUGCCCACCAGGGAGGACCGGGGAUGACUGUGGGGCAGAUUGUCCCGAGGGCCGCUGGGGGCUUGGCUGCCAGGAGAUCUGCCCGCCGUGUGAGCACGGUGCCGCCUGUGUGCCGGAGACUGGAGCCUGCCUGUGUCGCCCCGGCUUCACGGGCAGCCGCUGCCAGGAUGCCUGCCCUGCUGGCUGGUUUGGACCUGGCUGCCAGACGCGGUGCUCCUGUGCCAACGAUGGGCUCUGCCAUCCAGUGACCGGCCGGUGCAGCUGUGCCCCUGGGUGGACCGGCCUCAGCUGCCAGAGAGCCUGUGACAGCGGCCACUGGGGACCCGACUGCAGCUACGCCUGCAACUGCAGUGCAGGCCAUGGGGGCUGCGACGCCGUCAGCGGCCUGUGUGUGUGUGAAGCCGGCUAUGUGGGCCCGCGGUGUGAGGAGCGUGAGUCCCAGCCUGGCCCGCACACGCAUGUGCACAUGCAUGCUCAUGUGCUCACACACACGCAGGCUCACGUGCACACAUACACACACACAUGUACAAGUGUCAGGGGGACCCAGCCCUGCUCCCUGUCCCCAGACAAGCAGGGGUCUCCUCGUCUAAGCCCACCCGCAACCUCCCCCAUCUGGCUCCCCUGCCACCCGCCACCCUCCUACCUGCCUGGGCUCAAGAGAAGGCCCACGUGGAGCAAAGGCAGCAAGAGAUGGGGUCAGUGGCACCCCAAGGGGCGCCUGCCACCUGUGAGAGGGGAGGAAAGUGUCUGCUAAGGACCAAGGGCCCUGCCCUUCAGUGUCGACCCCCACCCUGGCUGGGCCGGUGGAUCUGGGUGAGCUGGGGGCUUGGCUCCUAGCUGGGAGGGAUGCAGAGGCCUUGGGUAAGGGAGGGGCUUCCCCUGCCCCACAGCCCAGGUCCUGGGCAGGACUGGGGCAGGCGACUGUACGCCCAGCUGAGAGUCUGGUGUCUCAGGGUGUCCCCAGGGCUACUUCGGGCCGGGCUGUGGGCGGCGAUGCCAAUGUGAGCACGGGGCGGCCUGUGACCAUGUCAGCGGGGCCUGCAC